ACUUUGUACUGUAUCUUCUUCGUCCACUCAAGAUCCUCGUAGACCGCGAAUUCCGAGUCAUGAUGGAUGAAUCAAUUGUCUGUGCCAGUGGUCCCACAGUAUUCUUCCCUACACACGUACCCAGGUUCGGUGAGCAUUCAAUAUUCAAUAUUCAAGCUUCAAGUUUAGUAUGACUGCAAAAACCGCUGCGGUAUCAGCCCCUGCACUGAUGUACUUAUAGGUAGCCUGAGCACUGAAAAUUGAGUGCUAAACUUCCGGGAGAAACAUUUUACUCGCAAACGGUUCUGAAAAGAACUCUGCUUGUGCCCCAUCGUCUUGCUCGGCGCUCUCGGAAUGUGCGGCCUACUACCCGAACUGAACCAUUGAAUGAGAACCGAGGAAGCCGCCAUAUACUAGCGACCGUUAUACUUUAAGGUGCGAGUCGAAUAGUUGUGUUCUCUAACCAACCCCCCUGCCAUGGGUUUUUCGCACUUGUUUUUUGCCCUCCUAUAUCUCUCUGCUGAUGCUCAGGCUCUUUCCAUCAACUCGCAUGCCCCUUAUUCUUCCGGGCCGAUCCCGAAUCGAUAUGUUGUUGAAUUCAACCAAGAUGCAAGUGGUUUUAAGCGUGACUCUACCCCACACCAAGAAUUUCGCCAGGCUCUCGAGUCGCAGGAUGUGAGGCACGUUGUCAGGAAGGAGUAUAAUCAUCCGGUUUUCAAAGGGGUUUCGUUACAAGUAGAGGAUUAUACUGAUGUUUUCGAAUUGAAAAAUCUUCCUGGCGUGAAAGCGGUACAUCAAGCCCGCAGGUUCCCUCCCCCUCGUGUCCCUGCUCGUGUCGUCUCGAGCGCAAAGGACCCGAAUUUUCCAACCGACUCACAAUCGAGUCAUACGCUUACUGGCGUGAACAAGCUUCAUGCUCAAGGCAUUACUGGCAAAGGAAUCAAGAUCGGGAUGAUCGACACAGGUGUUGAUUAUAAACAUCCUGCUCUGGGAGGUGGCAUUGGACCCAACUUCAAGGUUGUGGGAGGAUUCGAUUUUGUCGGAGACGAUUACACCGGUGCCAAUGAACCUGUACCAGACUCGGAUCCCAUGGAUCAAUGCAAUGGACAUGGCACUCACGUCGCGGGAAUAAUCGGUGCCGACCCCGGCGGACCUGAAAAUCCCUUCAAUGUAACCGGUGUAGCAUAUUCGGCUUCACUCUCGGCUUACCGCGUCUUAGGGUGUGAGGGUGGCGUUGAAGACGAAGUGGUCAUCGAGGCUUUGUUGAGAGCAGCGGAGGAUGGGAAUAACGUCAUCACACUAUCACUUGGCGGCCCCAGCGGCUGGUCACAGUCACCAUCUGCACUCGUUGCAAGCAACAUCGCAGACUCUGGAGUGGCGGUCACAGCAGCAGCUGGAAAUGAGGGGAAGACGGGCGCUUGGUUCGCCGAGUUUCCUGCAGGCGGCAAGAGUGUCAUUUCCGUGGCCAGCGUGGACAACUCGGUCUUUCCCGUAGUAACCGCAAGGGUCCACGGCGUAGACCACGCUCCGAUACCAUACGAUGCGGUGUUCCCAUUGACCUCGGUACCAACACCGUUCCCUAUUUUUGCUCUUUCAAAUGAUACCACGGUGGCUGAUGAUGCAUGCGAUCCACUUCCGGACUCCAUUCCUGACCUGUCGCAAUAUGUGGUGGUUGCACGCAGAGGUUCAUGUACUUUUGAACAAAAGUUAAGGAAUAUUGGGGCCAAGAGAGGAAACUUGACUCUGUUUUACAACAACGAACCGGGCCUCCUGGGAAUCGAGGUUGGGGAGUUCCAAGCCGCAUUAAUUCGUGCAGAAGACGGAGAGUUCCUUGUCAAGCAAUUCGUUGACGGCGUGCCGAUUAUGUUAUCCUUCGAUGAAGACCUGGAACAGUUCCGUGAUCCAGCAGGAGGACUGGUUUCCUUAUUCUCGAACUAUGGUCCCACAAAUGAAAUGGACUUCAAACCAUCGGUUGCUGCACCUGGGGGCAAUAUCCUUUCAACCCUGCCCACAGCCUUGGGUUCAUAUGGUAUCAGAUCCGGGACAAGUAUGUCGACUCCCUAUGUUGCAGGGGUUGUCGCCUUGCUGCUCGAAGUGAAUGGGCAAUCAGACGAGGUUUCCCGUAACAUGCGAACCCUCCUUCAAACGACUGCUGCCAGCGUUCCUUCGAACUACACAGAGGGCGCCCCGCUGCAAACGCUCGCCCAGCAAGGGGCAGGGCUCGUCAAUGCGUUCAACGCAGCGUAUGCUACAACACUCGUAUCGCCCGGUGAACUCCUCCUGAACGACACGGAAAAUUUCCAGCCAGUACACAACUUCACAGUCCUCAAUAGCGCUCCUUCAUCGAAGACAUACAAGCUUUCCCACGAACCCGCUGGGACAGUUGCCACUGUGACUGAAGGAACAAACUUUACCGCCGUCGGACCCCUGCCUCUUUCGAACGACUAUGCCGAUCUUACCCUCAGUGAAACGACAUUUACGUUGCAACCCGGCGAACGCAAGACCAUUACGGCUACCUUUGCACCAUUGAAAGAGGACUCCAACACCUUACCUGUUUACUCUGGAUUUAUCCGAAUUGAGUCGGGCGACGACGGAGAACCUCCGCUUCAUGUGUCGUAUCUGGGAGCCGGAGGUUCUCUCAAAGACAGACAAGUUAUCGAUAACACUGAUGUAGUUUUUGGAGUGACACUGCCUGUCAUUCUCAAUGCCACCGGCGACCCUCAGGAAGUACCAACGAAUUAUACGUUCCAAGACGGUGACUUUCCGUCACUUCUUGCACGACUUAACUUCGGAACGCCUCUCCUUAUAAUUGAUUUAGUCCAAAGCAACACUGAGAUAAACAUAACCCUCAACAAGCGUGGUUCCUUUGGGCCUGCCUUCACGAACCCCAACAAACGUGAACCUGGAGGAAUCUUUACGGACGUGCCCAUUUCCGGCCGCCUGUUUGAAUUUCCCUAUCUCCCUCGUAACACCCUCGAGGAAGGAGGAUUAAAUCCUUUCAAUCAGUUCAAUAUCACUGAACCAAUAUUCGCCAAUGGGACGACUGUUCCUAAUGGCGCAUAUAAGAUCCUUCUCAGCGCUCUGAAAGUUACCGGAGACCCUUCGAAUGAGCUCGAUUACGAGACAUGGUUGAGUCCGGUUGUAGUGGGCGUGUCUGUUCCAAGUUGAAGUGAUUUCUUUUGACAUCUGUACUCGAAGCAUGGGGUCGGCAUCGAGGGUCCACCAGGAGCGAGACUGAUCACCUUCUUCUCUUGUUCCUCUCUUCCCUUCAUCCCAUUACAGCUCGCUACUUUCAACACUCACUCAGACCGAGCAUAUUCACUCUUUUCUCUUUUCACGCCCAUCAACGCUCCCUCGUACCUAUUUAUCAUUUAAGCAGUUAGUUGAUGCAUGGACCAUUGAUAUCUUGGAUAUACGACUCAGUCAAAUCGAGACCCAGAAUUAGUCAACCCAGUGAAUUUAUAUUUGUCUUCUGACUCGGCUUUGCUUGAAAGAUCUAGAAGGACUGUCGGAGUAACUCC
Marasmius oreades (fairy-ring Marasmius) is the source of this 3500-nucleotide messenger RNA. RefSeq lists its product as uncharacterized. Gene Ontology annotation, cellular component: membrane; cell wall; cytosol. Bases 457 to 3147 code for a protein of 896 amino acids. The record is from RefSeq and is a predicted model, not a curated record. Gene Ontology annotation, biological process: proteolysis. Lineage: Eukaryota; Fungi; Basidiomycota; Agaricomycetes; Agaricales; Marasmiaceae. The transcript has 25 exons. Gene Ontology annotation, molecular function: serine-type endopeptidase activity; tripeptidyl-peptidase activity.